Molecule: messenger RNA, 468 nt
Organism: Prorocentrum cordatum
Lineage: Eukaryota; Dinophyceae; Prorocentrales; Prorocentraceae
Source: the annotation of a GenBank genome assembly
AUGGGGCUGCUCCUGGCCCUGCCCUGCAUUCUCCAGCAGAUGGCCGAGAGAUUCGAGGGUCGCAAGCUCAAGCACAAGGUGGCCCAGAAGACGCUCAGCCGCAACAUUGCUUUCCAGCUCGCCUCGCUCUACCUCCUAACUGUGUCUGGGACCAUCUUCGACAGCUUCCAGGAGGCCGUCCUGCACCCGCUCUGUGUGGGGCAGAUUCUCGGCAACACGAUCCCGAAGCUGUCCGUGUGCUUCUUUACUUGGGUUGUCGUUCGCAUAUCGAAGGUAAAACAUCGGCAUAAGCAUAAUCUUUCGACGGUCUGCGCGGAUUUCUUAGAUCUGUGCUGGAGCCCCCUGGCAGCGUCUCCGCCGCCGCCCCUGGCGCGCUCCGCGUGCAAGAGGGUGUUUUGGCCCAGAUCAAAGGAAACCCGCGCGGACCUUCCAAAGCUAAUUCUGUUUAUGCAGUUUUUUCCUUUCUAG